Cornus florida is the source of this 795-nucleotide messenger RNA. RefSeq lists its product as uncharacterized. The transcript has 2 exons. The coding region runs from base 1 to 795 and encodes 264 amino acids. The record is from RefSeq and is a predicted model, not a curated record. NCBI's taxonomy places the organism in Eukaryota, Viridiplantae, Streptophyta, Magnoliopsida, Cornales, Cornaceae.
AUGGAAGACGAACUUCAAGCUCUCCAUGACAAUCACACUUGGGAACUAGUUCCCCGACUUUCCGAUAUCAAUAUCGUCGGAUCAAAAUGGGUGUAUCGUAUAAACAAGGCUGAUUCUUCACUCUUUAUUUACCGUGACAACAAUUUCACUACUAUCCUACUUAUCUAUGUAGAUGACAUUUUUGUUGCUGGUAACAAUGACACAUUCAUUACAAAUUUACUUACUCAACUUGGUCAUGAAUUUGUAAUUAAGGAUCUCGGUUCACUUCUUUAUUUUCUUGGUGUGGAAAUUCGGCCUUUCUCUAGUGGUAUUUUUCUAUCUCAGAAGAAGUAUAUACAUGAUCUUUUUACUCGAACAAAAAUGCUUGACAGCUCUCCCAUAGCUACACCGAUGAUCAUUAAAGAAAAGUCAGCCUAUUCUAAUGUCGAUCAAAUUGAUACCACUGUUUAUCGUAGCAUCGUUGGUGCUUUGCAAUACUUGACCUUCACAAGACCCGACAUUAUUCAUGUAGUCAAUCGGGUAUGUCAGCAUUUUAACAAUCCAACUUUAGUUCACAUAAAGGCAGUUAAGCGAAUCCUACAGUAUCUUAAAGGAACUCAACAUUUUGGGCUAUGUUAUCUUUCUCAAAGUUCUUCAUCUUUGUAUGGUUCUAGCGAUGUCGACUGGGCUGGAUGUCCAAUUACAAGGAGAAGUACUACGGGGUUUUGUGUCUUCUUUGGUGCAAACUGUGUUUCAUGGUGUUCAAAGAAGCAACCGACGGUUGCUCGAUCUAGUUCGGAGAAAUCACUUGGUUAA